This is a messenger RNA of Haliotis rubra (blacklip abalone), 4044 nucleotides long. Its product is annotated as NAD(P) transhydrogenase, mitochondrial-like. Lineage: Eukaryota; Metazoa; Mollusca; Gastropoda; Lepetellida; Haliotidae. Gene Ontology annotation, molecular function: NADP binding; NAD binding. The record is from RefSeq and is a predicted model, not a curated record. Gene Ontology annotation, cellular component: mitochondrial inner membrane. Gene Ontology annotation, biological process: proton transmembrane transport; NADPH regeneration.
UUUUUAUUGGAUUAGACAAGAAGUCUAUCCGGCGGCAGCCAUCAUUGCCGUGGUGAGGGACGAGUUCUCUCGGAAUUGGUGGAAUAUUUUGGCCAAAUGCGGCACUAAGUAUUAAAGUGCUGGUUGUGCCUAAAUAUUUCCACACCCGACCGUCACAAUGUUGCUUCGGCUCCAACAAGCAAUCCACCUGGUAGACAGUGUCGGAUCCAACAUGCACAAGAUCUCCACACGAUGCAGUCGGGGAUUCAAAUCCGCAGCUCGCUUCUACUGCCAGAAGGCAGAGAAGGAGGCGGUACAAAUCCCUGGCACCCCAUACAAAAAUCUAACCAUCGGCGUUCCACGGGAGGUUUUCCCUAAUGAACGCCGAGUUGCCCUGUCACCUGCAGCAGUGCAGAACUUGAUCAAGAAAGGGUUCACAGUCAAUAUACAGGAGAAUGCAGGGGUGGAGGCAAAGUUUCUCAACGAGGACUAUGCUUCAGCUGGUGCCAAUAUUAGUGCAGCUAAGGGUGCAUACGAGUCGGACAUCGUCUUAAAGGUUCGGGCACCAGAGGCUUCAGAAAUAGGUUCAUUCAGAGAUAAUGGAACAUUGAUCAGUUUCUUGUACCCUGCACAAAAUAAAGCUCUUCUAGAUGAACUAGCACAAAAGAAUCUGACUGUGUUUGCAAUGGACUGUGUGCCGCGCAUUAGUCGUGCUCAGGUCUUUGAUGCACUCAGUUCCAUGGCUAAUAUCGCUGGCUACAAGGCCGUGUUGGAAGCUGCCAACAACUUCGGCAGAUUCUUCACAGGUCAAAUUACAGCUGCUGGAAAAGUGCCCCCUGCAAAGGUUUUGGUUAUUGGAGGGGGUGUAGCUGGUCUAUCAGCUGUUGGAACAGCCAAAAAUAUGGGAGCCAUUGUGAGAGCGUUUGACACACGAGCUGCUGUGAAGGAACAAGUCGAGUCCUUCGGUGCAGAGUUCUUGGAAGUCAAUGUGAAGGAAUCGGGUGAGGGUGGAGGUGGGUAUGCCAAAGAAAUGUCCAAAGAGUUCAUUGAAGCAGAGAUGGCACUGUUUGCCAAACAGGCUAAGGAGGUUGACAUCAUCAUCUCCACUGCUCUCAUCCCAGGAAAGAAGGCACCAGUUCUCAUCAAGAAGUACAUGGUCGAGUCCAUGAAGCCAGGGUCGGUUGUUGUUGACCUGGCUGCUGAAGCUGGAGGCAACAUUGAGACAACAGUCCCAGGGGAAAUCACCAAGUACAAUGAUGUGGUGCACAUUGGCUACACCGACCUGCCAAGUCGCCUCCCCACGCAGUCUAGCACCCUGUAUGCAAACAACAUCACCAAGUUUCUCCUGUCUAUUGGAGAGAAGGAUCACUACAACAUCAACUUGGAAGAUGAGGUCGUCAGAGGCUCCAUCAUCCUGCAGGAGGGCAAGUUGUUGUGGCCUCCACCACCCCCACCACCACCUUCCCCAGCAGAGGUGGCAGCAGCAACACCGGCAAAGGCAGUCGUGAAGGAACCACCUCCACCACCAAACUACUUCAACAACACUCUCAAAGAAUCUCUUAUGUACACAACCGGACUGGGAAGUAUGAUUGGUCUCGGUAUGGCUUCACCCAACUCGGCUUUCACUCAGAUGGUGACUACAUUCGGACUGGCAGGAAUUGUUGGUUACCAUACUGUAUGGGGCGUGACACCAGCUCUGCACUCACCUCUGAUGUCAGUGACUAAUGCUGUCUCAGGGACAACAGCUGUGGGGGGGCUUGCUCUCAUGGGGGGUGGCUACAUGCCUUCCAACACUGUCCAAUCUCUCGCAGCGCUGGCAGCGUUCAUCUCCUCCGUCAACAUCGGUGGCGGCUUCGUGGUCACUCAGAGGAUGCUGGACAUGUUCAAGAGGCCAGAUGAUCCCCCAGAGUACAACUACCUGUACGGGAUCCCCGCUGCGGCUUUCCUGGGGGGAUAUGGCUACACCGCCUCCACUGGGACAUACCCGGACAUCCACCAGAUGGCAUACUUGGCAGCUGGACUCUGCUGUGUAGGCGCACUCACUGGCCUGGCUUCCCAGAAAACUGCCCGCAUCGGUAAUGUCCUUGGCAUGAUUGGCGUGACGUCGGGCAUUGCUGCCACCCUGGGGAUGUUGAAGCCUGCCCCAGAAACUGUAGCACAGAUGGGAGGCUGCAUGGGCCUUGGUGUCAUGAUUGGUGCAGUUGCAGCAAAACGUAUUGAGGUGACCGACCUACCCCAGAUGGUGGCGCUGUUCCACAGCCUGGUGGGCGCUGCUGCCGUCCUCACCUGCUUAGCGGAGUACCUGCAAGAGUAUCCCCACUUUGCCACUGACCCGGCUGCAAACGUCAUCAAGACCUUCCUCUUUCUGGGGACCUUCAUUGGUGGAGUGACCUUCACCGGGUCUCUCAUUGCUUUCGGAAAGCUGCAGGGAGUCCUCAAGUCCGACCCUCUGCUCCUGCCGGGCCGCAACUUGCUGAACAUGACUAUGAUGGCGGACGUCGGCGCCAUGGCCUAUUACAUGGCCAGCCCCAGCAGUGCUGUAGGACUCAGCAUGCUCGGCACCACCACAGCGCUCUCCAGCUUGAUGGGCAUCACUCUCACCGCUGCCAUUGGAGGAGCUGACAUGCCAGUGGUGAUCACGGUGUUGAACAGCUACUCAGGCUGGGCGCUGUGUGCCGAGGGCUUCAUGAUGGACAACAAUCUCAUGACAAUCGUUGGUGCCUUGAUCGGUUCAUCUGGUGCCAUCCUCUCCUACAUAAUGUGCAAGGCCAUGAACAGGUCUCUACCCAAUGUCAUCCUGGGUGGCUAUGGAACCAGCUCGACUGGCAAAGGCAAACCCAUGGAGAUCACUGGAACUCACACAGAGGUGAACGUUGACCAGACCGUUGAGAUGAUCCGAGACUCCAAGAACAUCAUCAUCACACCAGGUUACGGCUUGUGUGUGGCCAAGGCCCAGUACCCCAUUGCUGAGAUGGUCUCGUUGCUCAAAAAGAAGGGACAUAAUGUACGCUUCGGCAUCCAUCCGGUUGCUGGGCGUAUGCCUGGUCAGCUGAACGUGCUGCUGGCAGAAGCAGGUGUGCCCUAUGACAUUGUUCUGGAGAUGGAUGAAAUCAACGAAGACUUCAAAGAAACCGACCUGGUGAUGGUUAUCGGUGCAAACGACACAGUCAACUCAGCGGCUGAGGAGGACCCCAACUCAAUCAUCGCAGGGAUGCCUGUGUUGAGAGUGUGGCUUUCUAAACAGGUCGUUGUGAUGAAGAGAACCUUGGGUGUGGGAUAUGCAGCAGUAGAUAACCCAAUCUUCUUCAAGGAAAACUCAGGCAUGUUGCUAGGCGACGCUAAGAAGACCUGUGAUGCCCUUCUAUCUAAACUGCGUGAAACUUAUGAAGAAUAAUGUAGUCUAUAGGUUUCUAACAUAAUGUACAUUUAGAAAUAAGCCAAUUCAUAGUCAAGAUUGAGGUAGCUGUCACAUUCUCAGGAUCUGGUCAAACUCAUCUGAAAGAUGUACUUUUCCAGAUUUUCAUAAACAUUUUUUACAAAUUCCAGGGAUCUGAUUUUGAGAGGAUGUCAGCUGCCCCAAGUAAUGAGUUGACUUUCAUGACUGAGUGUGAGACUGUUAUUUAACACAGUAGUAAAUGCUUGGCGAGCGUCUGAGAAAUUGUCCUGUGUAUUUUAUAUUUUUCAUCUUGACCAUGCGAUCAAAUAAGGGGAAAGCUAUUCAUAAAGGGCUGGAAUCACACUUGUGAGGUACCCAAGAAAUUGUUAGAAAACCUAAAAAUGAUUCGCAUUACAAUAGCAUAUAUCAGGCAUUCCGAUCGGGGUUGUAACUUGAGAUUGUUUUGUAUUGAACAUCUCACAAAAAAGUAUUUCUUUUGUCAAAAUGAGCUUAGUAUAAUUUUAUUGAGAGCUUCUUUUCUUAUAAAGCUGGGCUGUUUUAUGACUCCAGUGAACCACAAAGUGCUGUGUUUAAAGUGCUAGCACAUGACUGUAUUUCUUCAGUUGAGUGAGAUGAUUCGGUGAAAGUCAGUGUGUUACUGGAUGAGGUGAAUAAAAGUCUAAAACCUC